UCUCCCGUUCCCCCGGCCCCGCGCAAGGUGGACGCAGCGUACGGCGACAAUGGCCUGGACUCCGCGCUUUUCAUGGAAAACGCCCGGAAAAGCAGCAUCGUGUCACGGGCCAACAGCAUCGGCUCCACGAGCGCCUCCUCCGUCCCCAAUACGGAUGACGAGGACAGUGAUUAUCACCAGGAGCCCUACAAGGAGUCGUACAAGGACCGGCGCCGGCGGGCGCACUCCCAGGCAGAGCAGAAGAGGCGAGAUGCCAUCAAGAAAGGCUACGAUGACUUGCAGGCCAUCGUCCCCACCUGUGAGCAGCAGGAUUUCUGCAUCGGCUCCCAGAAGCUGAGCAAGGCCAUUGUCCUCCAGAAAACCAUUGACUACAUCCAGUUCCUGCACAAGGAAAAGAAGAAGCAAGAGGAGGAAGUUUCUACUCUCAGGAAAGACGUGAUGGCCUUGAAGAUCAUGAAAGUGAACUAUGAGCAGAUUGUGAAAGCUCAUCAGGACAACCCUAACGAGGGGAAGGACCAGGUCUCCGACGAGGUGAAGUUCAAUGUUUUCCAAGGCAUCAUGGAUUCCCUCUUCCAGUCCUUUAACGCCUCCAUCUCGGUGACGAGUUUUCAGGAGCUCUCAGCUUGUGUCUUCAGCUGGAUCGAGGAGCACUGCAAGCCCCAGACGCUGCAGGACAUUGUCAUCGGGGUCCUGCACCAGCUGAAGAGCCAGCUCUACUGACCCUCCCUGCAGCGCCGGGGCCACCGCGGGGACGGGGCACCUCCUGCCCAGUGCCAGGCACCAGGAAGGGCCCGGCUGUUGGUAAAACCGCUCUCAAUUAUUUAUUUUGUUAACUAGAAACCAAACGGGGGCUGCGCGGCCGCCGCUGCUCCACGGGUGCUGUCACUGGCUGCUACCAAAUACUUGUAGGGACAAGGGCACCGCGCGGCCACCAGCGCUCGCUGCGCCUCCUGAGAGCUUCUGUCUACACACCCCCCUGCAGCUCCAGCUCCACCCGCGCUGCCAGCCCUGAUUUGAGUUUGUUUCUGUUCUUAUGAAUCACUGAAUUCACUCUGAGGUGUCACAGCAUGGGCUGUGCAGAGGGUGUCACACGCUGCUGUCGGUGCGGGUCAUGGUUGUGGCCAACACACACCCCCCCACAGCCAGUAGUGACGGCUCCAGGCUCCUCCCGCGCGGUGACACCCACAGUGGGCUCUGUCCCCUGCCAUCAGGCUCCUGCUCUCACUUUUGGGGGCAGCAGGUAUUUCCUUCAGGCUGUUUUUUCCCUCUCCGAGGCAGCUCAGCUCCAGGCUCCGCAGUUUGAGCGCUGCAGCACGAGAAUGUUUAAGCUACUGCUUCUAUCUGCAUUUAGUAGCAUAAAAAAAAGCCCUCCUUGUGGGGUUGAUUUUUAUACAAAAUUAUUCUUCAAAGCUGCAUUUGGGUGUCCUUUUCAAUGCUGUGUGAUGGAAACCCCCAUGUGUAACCCUGUGCUGAUGGAGCACACCAGGGGGGUGGUGUCUCACCAGGAAGGUGUUGCCCUGUGAGGAAGAAGCUCCUCUCCUGGGGGCUCCGUGGCUGAACGGGGGGCACAGCCCAAGCCCUGGUUAAUGGGAGGAGGGGGAGUUUUACAGACCUCACGUGUGAAAGCAACAUAUUUUUCUAUUGUGAAAAAUAAUGAAAUAAAUUUUGCUGAAUGUUUUAA
This is a messenger RNA of Calidris pugnax (ruff), 1681 nucleotides long. RefSeq names its product MLX, MAX dimerization protein (gene MLX). Gene Ontology annotation, molecular function: protein dimerization activity; RNA polymerase II cis-regulatory region sequence-specific DNA binding; DNA-binding transcription factor activity, RNA polymerase II-specific. Gene Ontology annotation, biological process: regulation of transcription by RNA polymerase II. Gene Ontology annotation, cellular component: nucleus. NCBI's taxonomy places the organism in Eukaryota, Metazoa, Chordata, Aves, Charadriiformes, Scolopacidae. The transcript has 7 exons. The coding region runs from base 73 to 720 and encodes 215 amino acids. The record is from RefSeq and is a predicted model, not a curated record.